GCUGUGCGGGUGGUGGGGGGAGGUGGAGGGCUCUGCGGUGCGGAGGAGGGAGGUGGAGGGCUCUGCUGUCCCGGGGGCCCCCCCGCAGGAUUGCUGCACGCAUAGCCUGAGAGAAGCAGAGGCACGGCUGACCCCCAGAUGGGAUUGCCCUUUCCGGACUUGCAAGGCUUCGGAGGAGCCGCUUGGAGGUGGUUCUCAUUCAGGGGCUGCUGUGGACCCAGGGGUCGGCAUUCUUCAGUGCUCUCCUUGGUUCUGAUUCUGACAACCCACCCAGCGCUUCUGAAGACAGCUGGACUGGAUGCGCAGUCAGCGGUGAGGACCCUGAGCCCGGGGACAGGAGUGUGGUGCGCUUCUGAUUGUGCGGCACUGUCGAGCGUGUUCCUGACAAGAGCGAAUGUCUGUAUCGAGCAGGUCCCGUAGGACACAUUCCUAUCACAGUACAACCGUGGCUUGCUCCUUCCGGUUACGACACCAGGUGUCAGGCAGCGGACAAGAAGCAUGUUCUUGAAGCCAGCCCUACCCCAGGAUGACUGGCAAUGACCUACUAAAUGCAGAAGUGACUGUGAACCGCACAAAUAUAUCCCACUAACCUCAAACGAAUCAUGUCCCUAACUUUGCUUACCCUUAGCCAGAUCCCAAAAGUACCACGUGGCCUCAACAUCACCCAACGGAAGAGGAAGUGUGAAGGAAGGGAAGUUAGAAUGGAAGGAGGGAACGGUUUUAACCAACUGCAGUUAAAGUAUCUCACUUUUGCAAAUUUUAUAAAAUCUUGAGAACAUGCAAACACAUUGCCGAGGCCCAAUCAUGAGUGAGGGGCCUCAAGCUAAGGCUUUGUCUCCCGGUAAAUCCAUGCCAGUGCCCCACCAAAUUGUUGCUACGCCCUCACCCAACCUCACUCACUCCUCGCGACCCCGUUCCGUAUGUCUGUGAGAACACAGAGCAGAAGGAUCCCACCCCCGCUUGCCUGCCCUGUGCCCACACCUGCCACCCUGCGCUCUACACCCCAUCAUGGGCAUCGAUCCCAAAUUUCUCCCUCGCUACGGGAUCAUUCCAACAGCAUAAAAACAUGCAGCGACUUCUCCUUAUUCAAAAAUAAACUCCCUCACCCCCACAUCCACUCUCCUGUCCAUUUGCUUCCAUUGUAGCAAAACUGCUUGAAGAAGAGGUCCAGCUGGGCAACCUUUCCAGUCUCCCUCCCCAGGAAUUUGUCCCCAGCGCCGGGACGGUUGGUGCCUGGGCAGCAGCUCACAGAAGUGGCCACUCCCUGCUCCUCGAAAUGCUCCUUUCCCCACCUGGCUUCUGGGACUCCCGUCUUUCUGUCUCUUCCUGCUUUGCUGGCAGCUCCUUCUAGGUCUCCUCUGCAGGUUCAUCUGUCUCCCUGGAUGGCAUCCCCAGGCACAGCCUCCAUCCGUCUCUUCUACAUUUACACUCCUUUCUUUGGUGUCCUUGGCCCAGCUUGUGGCUUUAAAUACUAGCUGUAUGCAGGUGACUCGAAACUGUGUAUCUCAUUUGUACACCGACAUCCACAGCAGCCUCAUUCACAAUAACUACAACAUGGAAGCAACCCCAGUGCCCAAUGACAGAGGGGUGGGCAAGCACGUGUGUUCCAUCAUACGGUGCAGUAGCAUCCACCUUAAGAAGGACAUGGACACAUCUACCACGUGGAUGAGCCCAAAGGACAUCAUACUGGGUGAAAUCGGCCAGACACAAACAGACGAGUACUGUAUGAUUCCACUUCCAGUUCUGGAGAUGGACGGUGGCAAUGGUUGCACCACAUUAUGAAUAGAUUGAAUAAUACUAAACUGUACACUUGAAGAUGGUUCA
Messenger RNA from Pongo pygmaeus (Bornean orangutan), 1824 nucleotides. RefSeq lists its product as uncharacterized. The coding region runs from base 139 to 420 and encodes 93 amino acids. Lineage: Eukaryota; Metazoa; Chordata; Mammalia; Primates; Hominidae. The transcript is spliced from 4 exons. The record is from RefSeq and is a predicted model, not a curated record.